This is a messenger RNA of Episyrphus balteatus (marmalade hoverfly), 3368 nucleotides long. RefSeq names its product protein zer-1 homolog. The coding region runs from base 841 to 3126 and encodes 761 amino acids. Gene Ontology annotation, cellular component: Cul2-RING ubiquitin ligase complex. Gene Ontology annotation, molecular function: protein binding. The transcript is spliced from 11 exons. The record is from RefSeq and is a predicted model, not a curated record. NCBI's taxonomy places the organism in Eukaryota, Metazoa, Arthropoda, Insecta, Diptera, Syrphidae.
UAGUUUUUUUUUUUGUGUUCUGUUCUCUGCUGCUUGUGGCUACGACACAGAAAAAAAGUGAAUUUUAUUGUGCAAAUUAUUAUUUGCUAAUUUCAAAAAAAAAACAAACAUUAAAAAAAAAAAAACAAUUAAACCAAUUAACUAUUAAAAAAGCAAUAAUUUCAAGGACAAUAUUGACUAAAUUGACACGCCAAAUUCAAGGCAUUUCCAUCAUCGUUGACGACACAAACGAAAUCGAGAAGUUUUUCUUCAUAAUUUCUUCACAAAAAAAAGCAAAAAAAAAGUCUCCUCGUCUACUUGGGGCUCUGUUUCUGUUCGCCCUGUGUGUGUCAGUGCCAGCAGUGUACAAAUGCAUUGAAAAUGAAAUAUUUAUUAAAGAAAUCCACAAAGAAUGUUUCACGAAACCAUUGCUUGUAUAUAAAAUGAAGUUUUACAAAAAAUAACUUGAGUUUGUGCAAAUAAGUUUGUUUGCUCUCGGGCAGAAAAAACCAUCUUUUUUUUACCCUAAAUUCAUUUAAUUUGUUCUUUUCGUCGCCCUCCCCACCUUUUGUGGACUAAAUGCACUUUGCAACGAAUCCUACGUAAUUUUCAAGGAAGAAGAAGAAACAAAAAAAAAAGCAAAAAUAUAUUUUUAUUUGUAUUUUUAGAAAGAUUGUUCAUUGAUAGUGUUUUGCAGAGCGGAAGGACACUGAUUUACAUUUUUUAUCCCAUCCAAAAAGGACAGGUUCCUUUUUGUUGUUAUAUAUUUUUUAUAUAAUUUUUUUGUUUAUUAAUUAAACAAAAAACCUUGAGAUUUACUUCUAAGAAAAAAGACAAAAAAAAAAAGAACAAAACAGAAAAAUGAGUGGAAAAGUUCGAUUAAAGGCCAAUGGAGUGUUGGACGAGGAUCCGCCAACAUUGAAAGACAUCUCAUUUCAAUAUUUGUCCAAUAAUUUGGAUGUGAUUAGUUGUUGCGAUGAGAGUGGAUAUCGUAUAUUGGACAGUGGAUUUGUAUUGCCAAAUGACAUUUGUGAUCGUUUUGUGGAAUGCUAUCAGCGCUUCCAGAAACAUCUCGACGAUAAAGUUGUUAAUUUAUUCCGGGACACUGACAGGACAUCGAUUAAGAUAGUACAUUUAAGAAAUAGUACAUUGACUGGUGAUGGUUUAGAAAUUCUACUGCGACAUAACUUGUAUGCUCUGUCAAUAUGGUAUUGUGACAGAAUAACAGUCCAAUCACAUCAUCUUUUAGCGAGAUACGGCGAAAGUCUCCGUUCGCUGGAAUUAGGUUUAAGUGCACAUCUAUUGCAGCAUCCGGAACCAAAUGAAAAAGAACCUGUAGACUUCCAAUUGAACUGUCCCCAUCUCCGUCGACUUGUUCUCAAUGGUGUGGUAAUGCAUCAUCGCCUGCAAUUUGCUCAUCUACAAGAUUUGAGCUAUUUAGAUUUAACAUCAUGCAUUUUGGCAAAUUUUAGUUUGGAAGCCUUAUGCAGUCUACCCAACUUGCAUACGUUAAUUUUAUUCAAUGUAUGGCCAAUAGCAAAUCAAUUGCAUGCUAUUUGUCGAAUGAAAAAAUUACGAACACUUGAUAUAUCGAUAAGUGGAUCGGUAAAUGGUCAUGGGACAUAUGAUCUUCCAGAUCAGACACUUGAGAUGCUUGUUGAAAAUCUACCCGAAUUGUCACAUUUGGAUAUAUCGGGAACAAAUUUAGCUGGCAAUGGUGUGGCACAGAAAGGAGCAUGCGAGAAAAAAGAUGGCCUCAAUUCAGAAUCUCGACCACCAAUGAAUUCAGAUAUUCCUGGUUUGGCGGGAAGAACUGAACGGCCACUACAGUACCUUGGCCUUUAUCAUACACCACAUUGGGCCUGUAAAAGACAUGAUAUUCCUGCUAUUGAGAUUGCUGGCGAUGCUAAUGAGGAACAAAUCCUAACUGCAGCGCUUUACUAUUACGAUAGACCUGCUGUUCUCACAAGGGUUCUAAAUGAUUUAUACCACAUCUUUCGUUUUGAGUGUUGCAAAGAGAUCCAUACUGCUCUUGAUGUUGUUCUUACAGCUAUGGAUCGUCAUUUAAAAUUCAAACACAUGCAAAUAUCCGGAAGUGCCACUCUGUUUUACAUUGUAAAAGGACGUGAUCGAUCGAAGUUUGGAACACCUCUUAAAAAUCACAUUAUUCGCACUCUUCUAAAUGGAAUGGAAAUGCACAUAACUGACGACACGAUGCUUCGGAAUGGCUACCUAACACUAACGCAAUUUUCCAUGCCAAAUGAUGUGCUCUUUGAAUAUGAACGUCUGAUUAGAGUUUUGUUACAUGGUGUGUCCAAAACCGAACAAGAAGGUUUUGUUCAAAGGAUAGCUAUUUAUUUGUUAAACACUUUAGCGUGUCAAGUUGACGGACGACAGAAGUUGUUUUUGGGAGAUAUGGGUGUUGUUAGUACGAUGUUAGGUCUCAUCAAGGACCGUUUAACACGUUCUGUAUUUGACGAUGUUAUGGAAGUAGCGUGGUCCACUAUGUGGAACGUAACCGAUGAGACUGCAAUUAAUUGUAAGAGAUUUUUAGACGGCAAAGGAAUGGAGUACUUCCUCAAAUGUUUAAAUACAUUUCCCGACCGUGAGGAACUUCUUAGAAAUAUGAUGGGUCUAUUGGGUAAUGUUGCUGAAGUCAAGUGGCUGAGACCUAAUUUGAUGACAGCAGAAUUUAUUGAAGUCUUUGCUACACUUCUAGAUUCUGAUAGUGAUGGAAUUGAAGUAAGUUACAAUGCAGCCGGUGUAUUAGCUCACAUAGCUUCCGAUGGCCCCGAAGCAUGGACCAUACAAUUGCCGACCCGUGACGAUGUUCUUCUACGCAUGGUUAAAGCAAUCGAUCGUUGGGACAUUAAGAGUCAGAGAAAUAUAAACUAUCGUAGUUUUGAGCCAAUAUUAGGCUUAGUACGCUGUUAUGAUACUCCACAGUGUCAGCAUUGGGCUGUUUGGGCCUUAGCUAAUUUGACAUGCGUUUAUCCAGAAAAGUAUUGUAGACUUGUUGAACAAGAAAAUGGCCUGCAUAUUUUGACUGAUUUGAUAUUACAUCCCAGUCCGUAUGAUAAAAUCAAAGAAACAGCCCAAUUGGUUAUAAAACAUUGUCUUAAUCAGGGGGCAACUCUUGAAGGAUAGCCAAUGCAUGUCGUCGAUGAAAUUGAUCCUUACUAACUCUGAGCUGAGCUAAUCGUUAACGCCUUUUAUUGUUAGUUUCCCCUGUCUCUUUUAUUUUAAUUUUAUUAAAAUUUAAGUGUUUAGUUUGUAUUUUAGUCUCUAUCUUAUGAUUAUAUAAAUAAUAUGCUUCUAAAACCUAAAUGUAAGUUAUACAAAAAAAAAACAAAACCGCCCUCCUUUUCUUCCCCUUAUACUCCCACACA